UGAAUUGUUUGUUAUCGAGAUCGUUUCGUGAAACGUGCCUCAAUUGAAAUAAUGCUCAGAAACUGGAAAAUUGAGUAGUGAAAUUGUUCCGUUCCCCACGCCCACCAAAGCUACACACAUAUAUAUACAAUCAAGAGAACACAUGCUGGAAUUGUGAUCAUGGAAGCGAACACUCUGAAUAGAGCUAACCCCACCGGCAGCAGCAGCGACAGCAGCAGCAGCAACUGGUGCUGCAUCAUGGACAAACUGCCCAAGGCAGCGGUGGCCAUAGGGGACGGGCCGGCGCCCACCCAGCCAACGAAGCUGUUCGAAUGGCUGUGCGCCAAGAAUCUGCCGCAGCUGGAGGAUGAAACGCCGCCGAUUGGCUUCUAUGAGGUGCUGGAGCAUGCGGAGAUCGCAUUCCAUUGCACGCGCUGCGACAAGCUGAUGAUCAGCCUGGAUGCACAGUUGCUGCAACGGAGCAUCGGUACCCAGACACAGAUACGUGCCCAAUUGCAGGCCGAAACACAGACGCUGCGGUCACAGCUAGCGCAGGGGCAACAUGCACAGACCCAGACCCAGACCCAGACCCACAAACAGAUUCAGGGGCAGGCCGACAGCGAGACACAGACACAGACGCAGACACAGAAACAAACGCAGACGCAGACGCAGGCUCCCAACCAGGAGACGCUAUUGUUGCCAGUGCAGCUGGUGGGCAGCGCCAGUGUGCCGCAGCAGCGAUCCCUGCUCGACGCAUUCCAGGAUGUGUGGCAGCUGCGGCUGCGCGGACGCUCGCUGUGGUCGCUGCUAAAGACGCUUCUGGUGCUCAUCUCGCUGCUGCACGGCUGUUAUGUGCUGGGCGGCAGCCUGCAGCGGUUGCCCGUAUUGCGGCGCCUGAUCCUGACGGCGCAGGCGAUAUGCCAGCCGGCGCCGCCGCCGCCGCCCCAGCCGCGCACCCUGCCCGCCUUCAUUUGGAGCCAGCUGUGCCGUUUGGCCCGUAAGCUGCACAUCGUUUGACCGCGCUGCGCUCCUGUACUUCUGCGCUCCGCUCAGCGGGACGCAUCGGCAGAUCGUCUAUUUGACUAGUUGCCUGCGUCUGCUCUUUUUUACUACUACUCCUCCUCCUGGCCCAACGCCUACUGCUGCUCCUCAUUCCUCUUCAACUACGUUUAUUUUGUGCUAUUUAUAAGCUCCACUUGCUCGGACCCGGACCCGGCUUACCGGGCCGCUUGCGAUUUAGCGUCGACAUAGGUAAAGCCAUUUGUUUGAUGUGUUCCUGUUGCCACAGUUGGUAUUUCUGUGUGUUGUUCCAGACAAAAGACAACAAUAAUAACCGAGACCUAGAUUACACCCAGCCGAAAAAAACAAAAAAAAAAAGUAUCUGAAUUUAGAAAUUUUCAUUGUGUAGCCGGGGACGGCGGCGAUAACGACUUGGACGGCAACUCAAAUUUAAGGUCAAUACUUGUAGCAUCAACCAA
Molecule: messenger RNA, 1457 nt
Organism: Drosophila virilis
Lineage: Eukaryota; Metazoa; Arthropoda; Insecta; Diptera; Drosophilidae
Source: RefSeq, a predicted model, not a curated record